Molecule: messenger RNA, 1231 nt
Organism: Juglans microcarpa x Juglans regia
Lineage: Eukaryota; Viridiplantae; Streptophyta; Magnoliopsida; Fagales; Juglandaceae
Product: probable prolyl 4-hydroxylase 9
Exons: 8
Coding region: 252-1139 (295 amino acids)
Biological process (GO): peptidyl-proline hydroxylation to 4-hydroxy-L-proline
Cellular component (GO): endoplasmic reticulum
Molecular function (GO): procollagen-proline 4-dioxygenase activity; iron ion binding; L-ascorbic acid binding
Source: RefSeq, a predicted model, not a curated record
UCAAUCAUCCCGUUAAAGAAAGUUCCCGCCGUGUCUUACGGUUUCCAAUGUUCCACGAAGAAAACGCCGUGCUCGACUGCUUUCCCAAGUCUUUGAAAUUGACCACCGCCCCAAUCCCAACGAAAUAAAGGAAACGGAACGGACUCUUCUCAAAGAUCAAAAGAGGGAACGGCAGAGCUUUUUCGGUUUUUUUAUUUCAUUUUGUUAACGAUCCUUGGGGCUGAUAUACAUACUACCUAUAUAUAUUUAUAAUGAAAGGCAAAAGCGGGAAAGGAUAUUGGAAUUGGUGCUUUGCGAAGACGAAGAAGCUAGGGUUACCGGCUGUCUUUCUCCUCUGCUCAUUCUUCUUCCUCUCCGGCUUCUUCGCUUCCACCCUCCUUUCUCUUCAGGAUACUUCUUCAGCUACGACGAGAUCGACGCUGCAAGAAUCGGUCAAGGAGGGAAUCGAAUACAAUUCGUUGACUCCUGGAGAGACCGGAGACAAUUCUGUUACUUCAAUUCCCUUUCAGAUCUUGAGCUGGAAACCGCGGGCACUAUAUUUUCCUAGUUUUGCUACACCAGAGCAAUGCCAGGGAGUCAUAGACAUGGCAGAGCCAAUUCUUAGACCGUCCACUGUUCUUUUACGACCAGGGGAAACAGAGGAAGACUCAAAGGGAAUUAGAACAAGUUCUGGCGUGUUUAUUAGUGCUGCCCAAGACAAAAAUGGUAUUUUGGAUAUCAUUGAGGAAAAAAUUGCGAAGGUGACAAUGCUUCCUAGGGUCCAUGGAGAGGCAUUCAACAUCUUGCGCUAUGAGAUUGGGCAAUUGUAUAAUUCACACUACGACGUGUUCAAUCCUGCCGAGUAUGGCCCGCAAAAGAGCCAAAGGAUUGCUUCCUUCCUCUUGUAUUUAUCAAAUGUUGAAGAAGGAGGGGAAACCAUGUUUCCAUUUGAGAAUGGCUUUAACAUGGAUGAAAGCUACGAUUUCAAAGACUGUAUAGGUUUGAAAGUGAAACCACGCAAAGGGGAUGGGCUUCUUUUCUAUUCAAUGACCCCGAAUCUUACAAUCGAUGCGACGUCACUUCAUGGCAGCUGCCCUGUAAUUAAAGGUGUAAAAUGGGUGGCCACAAAGUGGAUCAGGGAUCAAGAACAAGAUGAUUAAAUCUUUGUACCUGCAAUCGGCGUGUAACUCAAAAUUUUGUUUUGAUCGAUAAUCGCUAUCCAUGUUGUAAUAAUAUAUAAGAAAUGAUAAAA